Funneliformis caledonium is the source of this 528-nucleotide messenger RNA. The record is from the annotation of a GenBank genome assembly. Lineage: Eukaryota; Fungi; Glomeromycota; Glomeromycetes; Glomerales; Glomeraceae.
GAAAUUGAAAGUGUUAGCAGUACUGACUCAAUUAUAAAUAGCAAUUGUAGUAAUACCUCAGAAAAUAUGAAAAGAGAUCAAAAUGAUACUAUUAUAGCAUCUUUUCAAGGAAGUAAUGAAAGCUCCUCAGGAAUAAUACUGCCAGUAGCAAUAAAUGAACCACCAUCAGGAACUACCACACCCAUAUCUCAAUCACCAUCUAACAUACCAUCUUAUGAAAUGUCUUUCUUUGAUAAUGCAAAUGAACUAGAGAGAGAAGGAACCCCAAGUAGAAUACCUCAGAGAGUUACAUUUAAUACAAGUAAUGAUAGGAAGUCUCCAUCCCCUAUUAGGAUAGAAAAUAUUCAACAAUUAGUAGUCUCAACAUUAUCUAGUAAUCAAUCGUUAAGGCUAUCAAAUUUAAGGGUAACAACUCCAUUAGUAGAAAAUAGAAAUAGUGGAUCAUCAUUGGAAAAUCCUUACAAUUUUUUCCAAAUAACUCAAUAUAGUUGUAUAUUUGACCCCUUGGCAUCACUUGAUCCUUUUUAA